Molecule: messenger RNA, 1189 nt
Organism: Neodiprion fabricii
Lineage: Eukaryota; Metazoa; Arthropoda; Insecta; Hymenoptera; Diprionidae
Product: magnesium-dependent phosphatase 1-like
Exons: 4
Coding region: 270-755 (161 amino acids)
Molecular function (GO): acid phosphatase activity
Source: RefSeq, a predicted model, not a curated record
UGCCCCAAUAUGUCAUAACUAGACCAACUUUUGAGCCGAGCGCUGUUCCAGUGUUGUCUGUUUCCUACUACUCCGUGGUUUUGACGGUUUUGAAUGUAUUGCAUUGUGGCAUUUGUUUGAUUUCCUAACCUAACAAUAAUUUAACCCUCAAAGGGUGUACACCUUUUGUAUCAGAGAAUUAUCGAUUCGUUUCGUCUGUAAUUGAGUCUUACCUUUCGGUUACUUAGUAUUGCUUUGGUGCUAUUUUUGGGUCUUGUAUAUCCGCAAAAAUGUCGACUGACAAAAGGCCACGCGUAAUCGUUUUUGACUUAGAUUAUACUUUAUGGCCGUUCUGGGUCGACACUCACGUAACGCCUCCCUUCAAGAAAGGAAACGGUGGUCAAGUAGUAGACGCUCUGAAUCAUAAAAUUAAAUACUACCCUGAAGUACCGGAGGUUCUAAAGGAGCUGGUAAAAGACGGUUAUGAACUAGGAGUGGCAUCGCGCACUGGAGAAAUUCAGGGAGCUAAUCAACUGCUGAAUCUUUUAGGCUGGGAUAAGUAUUUCACAUACAAGGAAAUUUAUCCUGGCUGUAAAGUAACACAUUUCUCAAAAAUCCAAAAAAAUUCUGGCGUCAAUCUAGCUGAUAUGCUAUUUUUUGACGAUGAGCAAAGAAACAUCAAGGAUUUAACAAAAAUGGGUGUAACGUCAAUUUUGGUUCGCAAUGGUGUUAAUAAAGAAGUUGUUCAAAAUGGUCUACGACAAUUCGCACAGUAGUUGCAAUAAUAGGCAAAUUAAAUAAUUUAUUAUUUUUCAGUUGGCUUCAAAAUAUUUCAGUAACUCAAAUGAUGAUGCGUUUUAUUACAUAACAAAUUGAAAUAUUGUUCAAAUCGAUGUUUUAGUUGAAAUAAUCAAGAUUAGAUUAAUAAUGUAUAAUACAAAAUAUAUUUACAAAUUCACUUUCUGAAUACACUAAUAGAUACGUAUAAACAUAUACGAUAUUUUAGUGGAAGUUUUAUAAACAAUUUGAUCGGUUCACAGACAUGACGUAUAAGCAAACAAACGAAAGAUCAAACAGAACAAUACAAAUUUAAACAAUGCUUCAGUCUGUGGUCUUCAUUCAUUGCUAAAAGUAAGAAAUAAACUCAAUCGUAUUCUUUCAUUAGCUGAUAAUACUGUACCGGGCUGUUAAUAAAUGUGUUGUCAAUGUU